UCCACUCUAAUUUCCGGUAAGGGUUUUCAAAAUAAGACAUUGUGCUAGCGUGAUUAAAGAAAAGCUGCAGGGUGAGACCAUAGAAAAAAUGUAAAGUCAAAUGUUUACUAUGUGACUUGAAGGUCAGCUCGUUCAAAAAUCUUGCCCCACUGGGAGCAAGACUUAAGUAAUUGAGUUUAUUCAAACAAUUUUUAGCACUUCCGGAAUGAGUGGCCGCGGCAAGCGAGACACGCCAGUUAAAGUGGCGUUUACCUGGCAACACGCUCGGAAGAGACGUCAGAAAUGCAAAAUUUACGAAACACUUCCUGAAGAGCCUGACGUGGACGAGGACCCGGAUGUGAAGAAGGACCCGGAUGAGAAGAAAUUCAAAUGGGCUGCCCAAACCAGCGCCCAGUCAUCACCAUGUCAAUCAUCGAGCACCGCCUUCGCCCGAAAAAGGAAUAUAACUCAGCAAGAGCUGACACUAGAGGGCGCCAUAACAAAGCCCAUGGUCUCGAGUUCCAGUUCAGUUGAUGAUGACGAGGAUGAUGACAGCUUCUCCUCAUACUCCAGCUCCGUUCCUUCCCCAGAGAUCUUCCGGGACGAACUCUACGCGGCCGACACCUCUCAUUUUCCCGCCGUGGGCGACGUGGCGGAUCUCCACGUGCAGGUGAAGAACUCCACCUUGAUCAGCAGCAGCCAUGCCGAGAGCAUCCUCAGCCACCCGUCCCCCAACGUCUCCACCAUCUUGGUUGCUGCAGAAAAGCCCUUGAAGACAAUGACGUCCCCUAAACUGUCCACCAGGAAGCGACUUCUGUGCAAGAAGGUUCGCUUUAAAAGCCCACUGGCGGCGGCGAUGCAUGCAGACAGUGGCGAGUCGGCACCAGCCAGGUUCUUCGACUUCUUCAGCGAGUCCCAGGCGCAGGACUUCUUGAGGGGAUCCCUGGAGCGAUGUGAUCAACUCUCAAGGGUGGCUUCGUUUCCUCUCAGGGUUGCACCCAACCGGAAGUAGGCCUGCGACAUCUUCAGUCCUGUCAAACUAAGUUAGUGCAAAAUAUAUAACUAAUAUAUAAAUAUAUAAAAUAUAUGAACUAUUAUUUAUUCUCUAUAACCGGCAUGCUCUGCUAUUUUUGAGGAACCUGUUGCAAAAGGACCUGUCGAAAAUCCCUUAUAACCAGAAUGCUCUGUUGUUAUUGAUAACUGGUUUAAAAAAUCCUAGUCAAAAAUCCUCCUUAACCAGAGUGCUCUGCUAUUUUUGGGAACCUGUUGCGAAAAUACCAGUCAAAAAUCCUUUAUAACUAGAAUAAUAUGUUGUUUUUGAUAACCUGUUGCAACAAUGCCAGUCAAAAAUCAUCGAUAACUAGACAGCUCUGCUGUUUUUGAGAACCUGUUACAAAAUACGCGAGUCAAAAAUCCUCUAUAACCAGAGUGUUCUGCUGUUUUUGAGAAGCUGUUGCAAGUAUGCCAGUCAAAUAUCAUUUACAACAGAGUGCUCCUCUUUUAGAGAAGUGGUUGUCAGUAAAAAAAAAAAAUCCUCUAACUGGAUUGUGCUGUUGUCUUUUCAAAAACAAAGCUUCUCAAAUAUCCUCUAACAAGAGUGCUCUGUUGUUUUUGAGAACCAAUUGUAAAAAUGCUAGUACACAAUCAUCGAUAACAGAGGUGUUAUGCUGUUUUUGAGGAUGCACCACAAAAUACUAGUCAAUGAUCCUCAUCUACUGUUUUUGAGCGAUAGUACAAAGACACACGCCAAAGAUCCUCUUUUUUACACAAACACUGCUGUUUUUGAGACCCUAUUGAAAAACUCCUGGUCAAAAAUCCUCUAUAAACAGAGAGCUCUCCUCUUUUUGAGAAACUUUAGCAAAUGUGCCAGUCAAAAAUCCUUUAAAACCGGAUUUCUCUGCUGUUUUUGAGAAGCUGUUGAAAAUACGCCAGUCAAAAAUCCCCUAUAACCAGAGUGCUUUGCUGUUUUUGAGAAACAAUUUUAAAAAUGCUAGUACAAAGUCCUCUAUAACAGAAGUGUUGUGCUGUUUUUGAGAAUCCACCACAAAACACGAGUCAAUGAUCUUCAUCUACAUAAAUGACAGCAGCACUCUGCUGUUUUUGAGAAAUAGUACAAACACACAAGCCAAAGAUCCCCUUUUUUUGACACAAACACUGCUUUUUUUGAGACCCUAUCGAAAAACUCCUGGUCAAAAAUCCUCUAUACCCGCACUGCUCUGCUGUUUUUGAGAGCCAAUUUUAAAAAUGCUACUAAAAAAUCCUCUAUAACAGAAGUGGUGUGCUGUUUUUGAGGAUCCACCACAAAAAUAAAAGUCAAUGAUCUUCAUCUACAUAUAUGACAGCAGCACUCUGCUUUUUUGAGAAAAAGUACAAAGACACAAGCCAAAGAUCUUCUUUUUUUUGACACAAACACUGCUGUUUUUGAGACCCUAUUAAAAAACUGCUGGUCAAAAAUCCUCUAUAGCAGAGUGUUUUGCCACUCUGCUGGUUUUGAGACCUUAUCGAGAAAACUCCUGGUCAAAAAUCCUCUAUACCCGGACUGCUCUGCUGUUUUUGAGAGCCAAUUGUAAAAAUGCUAGUAAAAAAUCUUC
This is a messenger RNA of Nerophis ophidion (straightnose pipefish), 2570 nucleotides long. RefSeq lists its product as uncharacterized. The transcript is spliced from 6 exons. The record is from RefSeq and is a predicted model, not a curated record. Bases 206 to 991 code for a protein of 261 amino acids. NCBI's taxonomy places the organism in Eukaryota, Metazoa, Chordata, Actinopteri, Syngnathiformes, Syngnathidae.